AUGAAACCACUAAAGGGUUCCUAUCAGAGCAGGUUAGGAGGAGUAGAACUGGGCGGGAUUAUCCUGACCCUGAUGAUCUCCCUCUCUCAAGCUUACAUGUUUACUCCACCAGACAAGAAAAGCUUGAACUGUGAAGAUUUCUGUGUUUCUACCGGAUUCCAGGGCAAGGUUGGACUAUGUAGAUGUGGGUAUAAUCUGUUUAGUAAACGAAGUGACCCAAGCUUGCUACACUCUCUCAUGACAAGGUCCGCGUCUUCUCCGGAUCCUGUACUGUCCGGACUAACGACCAAGGAGAUCAUUGAUGCUCUGAGUGUUCUGGACAGGAUAGGUCUGCAUCCUCAACAGAAGGAACUGGAGACAAUCCAGCCAAAAGAGUUAAAAGUGAUUUUAUGGUUGUUAAAAACUCUAGAAGCUGAUGAUGAUUAUGAAGAGGCGCUACAAAUCUAAUCCUAGAAUAAUCUUUAAACCCUUCAGGUGAAUGAUGAAUACACGGAGAUGGAUAGAUAAAUAUGGAGAACUCAACUCCUCCUGUUUUUAAAUAUAAUGAAAUAUAUUUCUCUUUCUCUCA
Molecule: messenger RNA, 568 nt
Organism: Eurytemora carolleeae
Lineage: Eukaryota; Metazoa; Arthropoda; Copepoda; Calanoida; Temoridae
Exons: 7
Coding region: 1-447 (148 amino acids)
Source: RefSeq, a predicted model, not a curated record